This is a messenger RNA of Dicentrarchus labrax (European seabass), 1799 nucleotides long. Its product is annotated as 7 transmembrane receptor domain-containing protein. The record is from RefSeq and is a predicted model, not a curated record. The transcript is spliced from 8 exons. Gene Ontology annotation, cellular component: plasma membrane; neuron projection. Lineage: Eukaryota; Metazoa; Chordata; Actinopteri; Moronidae. Gene Ontology annotation, molecular function: neuropeptide Y receptor activity; neuropeptide binding. Gene Ontology annotation, biological process: G protein-coupled receptor signaling pathway. Bases 281 to 1555 code for a protein of 424 amino acids.
AGAAAAUAAGCUCAUUUGCUGAACUGAAGAGAGACCACACAGGGAUAUUUUCAGUAUCUCCAAUUUUUGAACAUCUGCACAGAACUGGAUUCUAUUGGCUCUGACGGUUCCAGACAACACCCGCUUGCGCAUGCGCGAAGUGGGUCUGUCUUCAUCCAGGUUAAGCAGAUUCUGACCUGGACCGGUUCGGAUUAACUUUGGCAACAGCUACAACUCUAAAACGAGUAAACAUCUGAAGAGGUUGGGAGGGGUUGAUGCUGCAGACCAUGUCAAAAAGUCAAUGGCUGCAACUAUAACAAAUAAAAUGAUGCCCAUAAUGAGCCUCAGAGGAAGAAGUGGGAAGGUUGCCUUCAUGAAGACCAAUCUGUACAGGAUCAUCUGUGACGCUGUCUUGGGCUCGUUUGACACCACUACCACCAAAGUGGAAGAAUACAUGGCAAAAUAUUUAAAGUUGGCUUCCAGAGACAUGGACAUCCUCAUGGAUGAGGAUUUCAGUGUGACCAGUAACACCAGUCAUGAAACAGGACUACAAAGACAAGAAGGCAGCAAAAGCCAAGGACUCAACCACAGUGACCCUGUGGACAUGUUUAUAGGCCUGGAGCUUCUUCUACAUUUUAAACCUCUCUUCCUGCCUCUCUAUUGCCUCAUAGUGGUUGUGGCUGGUGUUGGAAACUCCUUCCUUUUGGCUUGUAUCCUGGCUGACAAAAAACUCCACAAUGCCACCAACUUUUUCAUUGGUAACUUAGCAGCUGGAGACCUGCUGAUGUGUCUGAGUUGCGUUCCACUGACAGUGUCUUAUGCCUUUGACAGCCAUGGCUGGGCUUUCGGAAGACCCCUCUGCCACCUGGUCCCCUUGCUGCAAUGUGCCACAGUGUUUGCAUCAGUGCUUUCACUCACUGCCAUUGCUGUGGACCGCUACAUUGUCGUAGCUCACCCAAUACGGAGGAGGAUCUCAGCGUGGGGUUGUGGUGCCGUGACUCUGGGUGUCUGGCUUUUAUCUCUGGCCCUGGCUGCCCCUCCGUCUCUCUACACGCGCUAUCUGGACCUACGACCCAGUGGCAUCGAUCUGGUAGUGUGUGAGGAAUUCUGGCCAGACAGUGGCAAUCUGAGGCUGCUCUACUCCUGCUUCAUUCUCAUAGCCUCCUAUAUGAUCCCACUGUUGUCAGUCAGUGUAUCCUACUGUGCCAUCACUGUCAGCCUAAAACGUUAUUCCAUACCUGGGGAGCCAUCCAACAGCCAGCAGCGCUGGAGCCAAAGGAGGAAGAGGACCUUCUCUCUGCUGGUGGCCUCAGUGCUGGCCUUCGCCCUCUGCUGGCUGCCCCUGCAGGUGCUGAACUUGUUGUUGGACCUGGACCCAGACUUCCACAUCAUAGGGAAGCGCUAUGUUAACGUCUUACAAGUAUGCUGUCAUUUAGUGGCUAUGAGCUCUGCGUGUUACAACCCCUUCAUCUAUGCCUCACUGCACAGCAAGGUACGCAUGCACCUGAAAGGCUACCUCUGUCCUUGUCGCAAUCGCCAGAGGGGGAUGGUGGAGAGAGGGACAUCCAGGGGCUGAUUUCAGAGUGUACCUGCGAUGAUACAACUGUUGUAGCAGCUCCUGCCAUGCAGAGCCAUGUCCUUGCCCACAAGUUAACACCUGCACCCCUAACACCGAUGUUAAUGUCUGAGGUGUCCAGGAGAAAAUAAAGACAAAUGCAACAUCCAUUUAAAUCAGAUUUCUCCAUGUGUUUCCAGAAUUUUUGUGAAAAAAAAGUGGUCCUUACUUGUACAGUGUCACCAGAGGCAGUGCUAAAAAAAAA